AUGAAAAGCAGAAAGAGGCCCUUAUCGCGAGCGUCUACGACAAGUGUUCAUAGUGGGGUCACUCAACCGAUUCUUGAUCAACAAACCGCGGACGGAACGGCGGAUUAUCAUAAGCAAUGGUACGACCCAAGCGCUCUUGCGCAACAGAGGUUCGCCGAUAUAACACAUCAAAUGACGCCCGAGGAUAUGGUGAUUCAAUCUGCGUCACAGCUCCAGAACCCCCGCGACUACGAUAUUGAUCCGGCGCUUGGAGAUGCUGCGAGCCACGAUCUAAUGUAUCCCAGCCAGACCCAUUUCAAGCCGGAAAUUGGGCGCCAAUCUAUGCCUGCGGAAAGCUUUAAUAUGAGUUAUAAUGAAGGCGAUAGUCAAUUGCUUGAGGGUCGGAGCGAUGAGCAAGAUGAUGUGGACUCGCUAGCCGGAGCCGGUGGGCCAGCAAAGAAAGCCUCCAAGUCGAGCGCGGCCAACGAACUGGAAAUGAGACAGCUUUUUCAGACCAACAAGCAUCGUACUUUACCAGAAGUAGCUUGUGAACUGCAUGGAAAUGAGAGAGGUCCCCAGUCCGAAAGACAGCGACAAGUGUUUGCUAUGCUCUGGAUUAGCCAAGUUUGCGACAAAGGUAAAGGUUCCGUCCCUAGGGGCAGGGUAUAUUCAAACUACGUGUCGAGGUGCGCCACCGAGCGGGUCACAGUGCUGAAUCCUGCAUCUUUUGGCAAGCUCGUACGUGUACUUUUCCCGGGACUUAAAACUCGACGACUUGGGGUCCGAGGCGAGUCGAAAUAUCACUAUGUAAACUUCAGCCUCAAGGAGGAUCAGCUGGAAGCGGCCGAACCACAGAACAACCAACCAGUCCAGAGCUUCAGUGAGCAACAAAACUUCUCUCAAAGCUUCAGCCAUAGCAUGCCAUCUCAACCUCAAUACCCUCUAGAUAGAGCAAAGUUUCCGUCCCCUGAAGUUCCCCAGGCACCCGAGCAAAGACCGCAACGCUCUGAAGGGUUUGUUCGCCCACACAGUUUGUACAACCACCCAAAUAUCCCUGGAAUAUCACAACUUGAAUCGACAAAUAGCAAGAUCCCCCAGCGUCUUCAAUUCGCGCCUCAUGGUCAACAAGCGUCAACCCAGGAACCAGGAGCCCUGACCCUUCCCAAGAUCGAGCCGUUUAUACCAGUUGGGACAGAUCCAGAUGCUGCAAGUGCCCUAACCGCCCUGUAUCGUUCGCACUGUACUUCCCUGGUUGAGUGUAUACGAUUCUGCAGGGAAAAGACGUUCUUCCAUCUAUUUACCUCUUUUCAUGGCACUUUGACCAUGCCAGUUCAGAAGCUAUUUGCUAAUCCCAGCCUCGCCCCCUGGAUUGAAGAAUGCGACUUUGUCACGUACCAAAAAAUGAUGCGCGUUGUGGCACCAUUAACACUUCAGGUAGCCCCAAAGCCCGUCUUAGAUACUUUGCGAAGUAUCUCGGAACGACUAGUUCCUCAUAUCCAGAAUUCUUUCCACGGCGACCCUAUCCAUGUAAUUAAUGCAAAAGUCGCGCCGGCGACCUUAUUCGCGGGGCUGUUGGACCGCGAAUUGAGGGUGAAUUUGACCGCCCAUGCGGCCGCCAAUAUGCUGUCCAAUCCGGCCAAUCGAGAUCAAAUGUACGAGGACUGGAUUACCAUGGUGCACACUCGAAAAGUGGCAGAAUGCGUACCGACGCGAGGCAUGGACGACGUAGUAAAUCUGCUCCUCACCGAGCUCCGCGAUCUCCUCGACCCAGUCGCGGUGUCCUGGGAAGUAGAAGGCUUGACUCCAUAUGGGGAAAUGGCACUACGUACCGGCCGGCAGCAGCAAUCCAGCAUUCACACCGACUCCUCCACCGAAAAUGUGCUUGACCGUUGGGUCAGCUUUCUCGCCUCCUUGCCCGGCAAAUUUCCCUACGCAACUCACGCCGAAAUUGUCUGGUGUGUCCAGAGCAUUGGCACAGCUGUCAUGAGAGACCUCACUAUCUCGCAAGGAAAGAGCUUUGGUGCCUGGUGGGUUACAAAGUGUUGGAUAGACGAGAUGAUUGCUUUCUUAGCAGAGCAAGGGGGGUUCAUGGAAUACAAGACCACUCACACCGCCCAUAAAACCCAGAAAAACCAAGGCGGCCGAAGCCGCGCAACUAGCCAUCAGGGAAGCCGGAUGAGCAGUGGGAGUGAUGAGCUCGUCAGGCAGCCUAGCCUUGUUGGCACCGACGUAUCUGCUCCGCAACCGAUGGAUAUUACCAGCCAAGCUGCCAUGAAUGCUGCAGCGGGCCACGAUGACAGCGGAAUUGGAAUGCGAACACCCGACGAGGAUUUCCCUAUGGGCAAGUUUGAGUUUGGCCGAAGCGAGCCACAUCCUUCGAUCGAAUCCACCGAGCUAGGUCAUCAUUCGUUACGACGGCCCUCGGCGGCUUGA
Venustampulla echinocandica is the source of this 2412-nucleotide messenger RNA. RefSeq lists its product as uncharacterized. The record is from RefSeq and is a predicted model, not a curated record. The transcript has 3 exons. Bases 1 to 2412 code for a protein of 803 amino acids. NCBI's taxonomy places the organism in Eukaryota, Fungi, Ascomycota, Leotiomycetes, Helotiales, Pleuroascaceae. Gene Ontology annotation, molecular function: DNA-binding transcription factor activity, RNA polymerase II-specific; RNA polymerase II cis-regulatory region sequence-specific DNA binding. Gene Ontology annotation, biological process: regulation of transcription by RNA polymerase II.